Myripristis murdjan (pinecone soldierfish) is the source of this 2512-nucleotide messenger RNA. RefSeq names its product circadian associated repressor of transcription b (gene ciartb). NCBI's taxonomy places the organism in Eukaryota, Metazoa, Chordata, Actinopteri, Holocentriformes, Holocentridae. Gene Ontology annotation, cellular component: nucleus. Gene Ontology annotation, molecular function: RNA polymerase II cis-regulatory region sequence-specific DNA binding. The transcript is spliced from 6 exons. Gene Ontology annotation, biological process: circadian regulation of gene expression; negative regulation of DNA-templated transcription. Bases 165 to 1256 code for a protein of 363 amino acids. The record is from RefSeq and is a predicted model, not a curated record.
CACGGGCCGAGCGAGCGCAGCGCUUCCUCACUCGCACCGCGUCCAACACAUCAGCUGCUCCGCGCCCGGAGUCCUGGAUUUACCUCUGAACAAAGAAGAGUGCGAUUCGCCCCAUCCCGGUUAGGUCAGUGAUGGUCAGUGCUGGUUAGAGCCUGCAGCCAAGGAUGUCUGCUACGGAUUCGGACAACUCCAUUGACUGGCUGGCGAGUGACAACGAGGACGACGAGAGCGAGAGGGAGUCUGACUGUGCUGGAAAGCGCAGCCAGACAGAGGCUCCUCCGUCACACCUGGGCCCAUCUGAGAGCAGCAGCUGCAGAAGCAGCAAGGUGAAGGAGGGUGAGAGUAACUGGAGCGAGGGCAGCGAGGCCUCCAGCCGGGGGUCUCCCUCCAGCUGCACAGAGGCAUGGGACAGGGAUGCCACUGAACUGUGUCAAACACAACAGGGACAGAAAUCAAAUGCUAAAAGUACUCUGCAAGCACUGAAGAGGCCUCACAGUGCCACGGUGGACGAGCGUAAGGAGCUGCAGUACAUUUCCAGCAAGUCAGAGAAAGACCGAAUUUUCACCAGAAAGUGUAUGGAACUACAAUGCUACAUUCAUCCGCUGUCAUCAAUCUUGAAUGGGCUUCGUUCAGGGAGAUACAGAGAACGACUCAGCAGUUUCCAGGAGAGUGUGGCCAUGGACCGGAUUCAGAGGAUCAUGGGUGUCCUUCAGAACCCCUGCAUGGGGGAAAAAUACAUCAAUAUCAUUCUUAAAAUGGAGGAAAUGCUAAAGAGCUGGUUCCCCAAUGUGAAACCCCACGACCAACUCACUGUCACCCAGACAGAGGAAGCUACUCCUACCAAGAAACUCAAGCUAUCUCCAGUGACCACAGCUCUGGUCAGUGCAGCAGGGAGCCCUGUCAUCAUCAGUGCCCCUCCGGUGGGUGCCAAAGCCCUCAGAGUGACUGACCUCACUCCCCCCGGAGCCUACUCAGCCAGUAACCUGAAGUGGCUCCACACUUCACCCAUCUGCUCCCCCACAGCAGAGCAGGCCCAGGCUGGCCCCAGGCACCUGCUGUCCUCCAGAGACAGAGAGCUUACGCAGGACAACGCCGUGUCCUCCAGCACAGACAGCCACGCUAAGAUAGACUCCAUACCCAGAGGCCCUCCACUGGGCAAAAUCAACGCGCCCUGUCUAGAGAGGCUCCUCAAGUCGACAGAAAGCAUCAUCACUCGCAAGGAGACGGGGGGUGUGAUGGGCAGCAGCUGGUCCUAGUCCAGACAGAAGGCUGGUUGUCCAGCUAAAUGCCCUGCACAGUUCAGCCCAGCCCAGCCUUGCCCACCUUGCCGGGAGCCAGUCAGCUCACUUAGUCCAUUCCAGCCUUCAGGAGAGACGAGAGCCUUCAUAAGGGAUAUCACGGAUUCCUUAUUUAAUGCGGAAGGAGCAUCAGUGAACAUGAACUCUUCGAUAUGAGAACGUGCCCUCUCUGACAUGACAAGUGUCUGCUUUAGUUCCCUUUGUUGACUUAACUUUUUUUCUCCCCCUUUUUCGUUUGCACUCUUGAAUUGAAUAGGAUUGCGUGUGUGAGAGUGGGAAGGACAAAAUUCUCAUGCUGAGAUCCGCAGAGCAGUUUCUAGUGAUUUCACAGCUGAAUUUGCUCCCUUUGGCUCGUAGACACUAUAACAUAGGUUGAUUAUCUGUGAAACAGCUAUCAUGCCUGAAAGGGAAAGGAUUGCAAGAGUAAUUUGUGGUGGGAGGGAACAUUUCAGAUAUCCAGACUUGUCAGUGGUCUACAUAUAGUUGUACUGAAAAUGUGGGUGGAAUGUGAUGUCUUUUUUUUCUCUUUCCUUUCCCCUCAUGACUCCAAUCUUAGGUUUAUUGAUGUGACUGUUACUCAUUUGUAUACUUUAUAAAUAAGUCUUUUGGUACAACUGUUCUACCUCAGCGGGCACCACGUAAAGGUUAGCGGGUAGGAAAGUGACCGCUACACUCAAAGACUGAACACCUCACGAGAUCUGCAGUGAGCCAAACGGCCUCCGGUGACGAGGUCUAGAGUACGAGUUGUUGUGCUUGUGCAAACAGAGGAUGCUCUCUCCAUGGGGACGCUCUUGUGGCCUGACUGGUGCCAUUGUAAAGAAUGUCAACUGCAGUUUUCUUUUGAGUCUCCCAGUAGAAGGCAAACAGUGCCUGUAACGUCAAGCUGUGCCUGGAAGCUGGUUUAAUAAAGAGAGAGAACCGUUCAGAAUACCUGAUCCUCUGAGGGAUGUACAAAUCAGGAAUUCCCGAUCUCCUGCCAUUUCCCGUUUUGAGUAAAUUAUUCAGAUCUUGCCAACUACUUUUCUGUGGUCAAGUAGAACAACUCUUAUGUUUUGCCACAGAACCGAACAGUAUGGUAGACCAGCAGAGAGGGACAAGGUAUUUCUCUGUGUAAAUGUUUCAAAACGGUUGUCGAUUUACCCUGAAAAGUGGCCUUUAUAGUGUGAAAUUUUAUACUUUCAAAAUAAAUGUGGUUAUAUUUGUUUGACGCAAAA